Messenger RNA from Phycodurus eques (leafy seadragon), 2673 nucleotides. It is a transcript of the gene ppm1j, whose product is annotated as protein phosphatase, Mg2+/Mn2+ dependent, 1J. The record is from RefSeq and is a predicted model, not a curated record. Gene Ontology annotation, biological process: protein dephosphorylation. The coding region runs from base 149 to 1765 and encodes 538 amino acids. The transcript has 11 exons. Lineage: Eukaryota; Metazoa; Chordata; Actinopteri; Syngnathiformes; Syngnathidae. Gene Ontology annotation, molecular function: protein serine/threonine phosphatase activity.
GCUGGCUUCCUGAAAUGCUUCUCGUCACUGACUGCGUCUUCCGUCGGCCUCUGUCGCGCGAAUCCUUGAAAGGAUUUUUCAUGUAUGAUUAUUAGUAUAAUUAUUCUUUUUGAUUCGGUUAUUUUUCUGUUUGGCGCAGCGCGAGUCCAUGCCGACGAUGAUCAGCAAAGUGAAGAGCGCCAUGUCCACGCUGGUGGGAGGGAUGAUGCCCCACGGCCACCAUCACCACCAUCAUCAUCACGACCAUCACGGCGGCGGCGGCGGCGGCGGCGGCGACGGCCUGCCGCCGCGCUUCCCCUACGGCCGCCCGGACUUCCUGGAGCUCAGCCCGGAGCUGCUGCAGUACUCCACCGAACACGCCUCGCGGCCGGUGCUGACGCUCAAGCGAGGCGGCGGGCUCCCCUGGAACACCGGAUACGCCGAUGACGAGUCCCAGUGCGGGAUGCUCGCCGGCUCACGACACUGCCGCAUCUGCAGCAGGCACUCAAAUCUCCAAUCUGCUGCACCGGCUCCCUCUGGUUCUGCUGUGGUGAUCAACGCCGGCAAGAGCAUGCUGAACGAGGACCAGGCCUCCUGCGAGAAGCUGUUUGUGCGGAAGCCCUGCGGAAAACAGCACAACUCCACUCUGCUGGAGGACAACGGGGAUGGCACAGGGAUACCCCUCUACUUCUGGGGCGUCUUUGAUGGCCACGCCGGCUCCGGUGCUGCCAUCAUGGCCUCCAAGCUGCUCCACCGCCUCAUCCGGGACCGGCUGGGCGAGAUCUUCCACUUGCUGAAGAACCACGGUGGGGCGCCGCCGCCCAUCUGCUUGGCCAAGAACGGCAGCCCGUACCAGGCCGAGAUCAAGAAGGGGGCGGCGCAGGAGUCGGAGGAGCCCGACCCCGUCAGCGAUUCGGCGGUGCGCUAUCACAUGGAGAAGGUCGUCAGUCUGGAGAACCUCGUGAUGGGCGUCAUUGAGACCGCAUUCAAGCAGAUGGAUGACCUGAUUGAAAAGGAGAAAGCGUCGUACGCCAUCUCUGGUGGCUGUUGUGCCUUGGCUGCCAUCCAUCUAAUGGGCAAACUCUAUGUUGCCAAUGCUGGAGAUAGCAGGGCUAUAAUAAUCCGGAAUACAGAAGUUGUUCCCAUGACCAACGAGUUUACACCAGAGUCGGAGAGACAACGACUGCAGUAUCUGGGCUUCCUGAGGCCAGAGCUCCUGGGCAACGAGUUCACACACAUUGAGUUCCCGCGCAGGAUCCAGCACAGCGAGCUGGGCAAGAAGAUGCUGUACCGAGACCACACCAUGAGUGGCUGGGCUUACAAGACAAUCGUUGAAGAUGAUCUGAAAUUUCCGCUCAUAUACGGAGAAGGUAAAAAGGCACGGGUCAUGGCGACCAUCGGAGUGACUCGCGGUUUGGGGGAUCACGACCUGAAGGUGUACAGCUCCAACAUUUACAUCAAGCCGUUCCUCUCGUGCGUUCCCGAGGUGCAAGUCUACGACUUCGACGACACCAAACACGGCCCGGACGACGUCCUCGUCAUGGGCACGGACGGACUGUGGGACGUAACCACGGACAAGGAGGUGGCAGACGCAGUCUCGGCGUAUCUGGCGUGUUGCGACCCCUCGGACCCCAUGAGGUACACACUGGCGGCACAGGACCUGCUGAUGCGCUCCCGAGGAGUUCUGAAGGAGCGCGGCUGGCGGCUCCCCAACGACAGGCUGGGCUCGGGCGACGACAUCACCGUGUUCGUCGUCCCACUGGCGGGACACGAGGCCGAGACAUGAGGCAUGACUGCUCGCGGCUCAAAACCAAGCUGACCGACUGGCCGGGCCCCCCUCCGCCGGAAGGAGACUCGGGUCUGAGCAGCACCUUCCUCCCCUUCUAGAUUUCCGGACCCUUCAUUUCCCAACUCCGAACAGGAGAUUUUCCAGCGGUGUCCUCUUCCUCAGCGACGGCUGCUAGUGAGAUUUAACCCCCCCCUGCGUGGUACUUCCUGUUUACGUUCAAGGCUGGGCAGCUAGUUUAAAAACUCAGCAUGGACUACUGUGCAUCUUCACACCUCUCCCAAAUGUGAUUCCUUUUUAUAUAAACGCGCCUCUCUGUAGCAUAAAAGAAUGUGUGGAAACCAAAGAGAUGCCUUCGUGGCACCAGGACGGAAUGAAAAGAUCACGACAAAAAAGAAGCAUGGGGUUGAAGUUAAUGGACCUUUUCCUGCGCCACAUAAUCAUCAGUCUGUAUUCUCCUUUGUUGGUGAUGAAGGUAGGACAGCACUUGAAGAAUGUUUGCACAUAUGAUGUCAUUUUUGUUGAUGAAAAAAGAAGAUAUUGUACAUGUAAAGCAUGAAGGCUCACAAUCAUUGCUUUUUGUUGUUUUAGGAGAACAAUGUCUCGGUAUAGUAAGCUGUGAUAAUAUUCACACAUAUGCCUUAUUGAAAGUCGACUAAAGCGUUUGUAUUAUCACACCACACGAGGGAUUUGACCUUAACUGUACCGUAUACCUCUCUGUUUUUGUCAUUAUGGUUGUUAUUUAGAUGUUCCAUAUAUUUUUAAAGAUUACGGAAAAUGUUUUAUUUUUAUCUUUCUUAUUCAUACGUGCUUGUUUAGAAAGGCAGUGUGCGGUAUAUGGGAUAAGGCCGACUGAAAUGUGAAAGAUGUCAUGUUCCUCUUUAGAAAUAAAUCACAAUUUUCCCAGU